AUGACACUCAAAUUGCUUAUGAAUUCGACAUGGGGAUAUUCCAUUAAGAAACCUCAAGAGAUGAAGAGUAAACAUUAUGAGAAGGUCGACAACUUUGUUGAAAGGUUUUCUCCUUUUGUUUUGAAGUACGAGUUCACCGAAGGUCAAAGUGGCUUAGUAACCACAUUAAAACCUAUUGUCGAACAUUGGUCUUACCCUCAGUUCGCAAAGGCAGUCCUUGACAACUACAACAAAUUCUUCUCCGAAGUCAAAUCCAAAGUAGUGGUAUACUAUGAGAACAUCGACGCACUCAUGACGAACGAAGAAGGAUACAACAAACUCAUUGAAAUGGGAAUGGUCGGUGAAAAGAUGGGCCUUUUUAAGCUAGACAAGGUAUUUUCCGAAGUUCAUGUAAUAUCGAAAAGGAAAUAUUGGGGUAUACUUGAAGAUGGCACAGAAAUAAAACAUUGCAUGAAAUAA
This is a messenger RNA of Trichomonas vaginalis G3, 459 nucleotides long. RefSeq names its product DNA/RNA polymerases family. The transcript has a single exon. NCBI's taxonomy places the organism in Eukaryota, Parabasalia, Trichomonadida, Trichomonadidae. Bases 1 to 459 code for a protein of 152 amino acids. The record is from RefSeq and is a predicted model, not a curated record.